UCGGUCAUUUAUCAGUACUUCCGAGCACACUUCUGCGGACUGACGUGUUUUCACGCGAGAGACAGAUAACAAUACAAAAACAAGCGCCGUCUCCAACCAUGGAUUUCAGUGAUAAAGUGGUGAUCGUCACAGGAGGCAGCAGUGGCAUCGGAGCGGCGUCCGCUAAGCUCUUCGCUUCUCAUGGCGCCCUGGUAGUUUUAGUCGGCAGAAACGUCCAAAGACUGGACCAAGUCGCGUCCGAAUGCGAAGUGAAAGGCCAAAAACCUUUAAAACUCGCCUUGGACUUGACCGCAGCCGGCAGUUGCGAGCAAGUUGUAAGAAAAACCAUAGAGACGUUUAAAAAAAUCGACGUGCUAGUCAACUGCGCUGGCCAGGGCAUCAUGACGUCACUGUUCGACGAUGACAUGCAAGUUUUCGACGAACUAUUCGCUCUGAACGUUCGCGUCCCCUACCGACUCACCCAGCUUUGCGUUCCGUAUCUCACAAAAAGCAAAGGCAAUGUGGUAAACGUUUUCGGCUCCCACUGCCGAGGCACUCCCGGAAUGCUUCCCUUCUGCAUGUUCAAAGACGCCAUGGAACGCUUCACCAGAGCUGGAGCUUUAGAACUCGUCUGUGUUGGCAUACGCAUGAAUGCCGUCAGAACUGGGAUCUGCCGGACAAACUUCUUGGCCAAUUUCAACGUUUGCGAGGAGGCGAAAGACGCGGCUUACGAGAUGAUAUGCAAGGAUGUGACUCCGAAUAACGUGCCUAUAGAGCCGGAGGAAGUGGCUCGGAUGGUGGUGUUCACAGCCAGUGAGACCUGCCCCAGUGUGAACGGUGCUAGUCUGUGUAUAGACGCGGCCGCGUGUUGACUUUGGAAGUGAUCAAUGAGUUUUUGGACUGCGCUUUUUAAUGUGGACAUCUUAUGAUGUUAGUUCUUUAUUAUUAAGUGAACCUUUUGGAUAAUGAUUAUCUCUAUUUUAUGCAGUAAGUAGAAAGAAAGAUGAAAGAAAAUCAUUUAUUCAAUAAAUACCUACACACUCACACAGGCAAGCAUAAACUACAGAACAAGCCAAACAACUACAAGUGAGAACCUGCUUUUUGGAAGCCGGUUAAAGAUACACUGUUAAAUAAAUAUACCUGUUGAAUGCAUUUAAUAAAACAGGAAUUUGACUCGCAUUUUCUUCGACGUGUAUUGAAAUUCAUUGCAAAAUGGUUACUAUAUUUAUUUCUCUUAGGCUGAGAAUUGUCCCUCCAGUUUAAAUAUGUUGGUUAAUAUUCAGGGUUAUACAAUUAUGGUCUAUUACGGUCUGAAUUUUGAUAUAUGUACCUACAGACAGCAACAAUUAAAAUAACUUGAAAAUUUUCUGAAUUAAAAAUAUUUUCUACUACCUAUCCUUAUACUAGGACCGUGUAUUAUUUAUUUGAAUUGUGAGUUAAAUGUUAAUUAGCUUUAUAAUAAGUUGGUCCAUUAAAUAACAAUGUGUUUUGAUAUCGCUUACUAUAAAUAAAUUGUUGACUGAGAUUAGAAUUUGUACCGUUUGUGAUAACUGUGCUAUUUUUAUUCUGUUAAUAACAAAAUAAAUGCAUUUCACUGUUAGUACCUGAUUAUAUAUUUCAUCAUCAUCAUCAUCAGCUAACGAUCGUCUACUGCUGGACAUGAAGCCUCUUUACUAUGUUUUGUAAUGAUAAAAAUAUUAUAGGUACUUAUUGAAAUAUAACAAAUUCAGUAGAGAUGCGUUUUUCUUUACUUAUUCAUUUCAUCUACUGCUGGAAAUUCUUUACUUACCUGCAACAAAAAAAUAUAUGAAUUAAUACAAAAUUAUAAUACGAAGCAGUAGUUAAAGUCUUAGUUAAAUAUGUCAAUUACACAUAUAUUAUAUAGAAAUAAUUGAUUUAACAUGGGAUUAACGGCAUGCUUUUACUCUAUGUAUUACACUCACGGGCAAUGAAAAACUUCAAUUGAUAAAAUCACCAAAUUACUUCUAAACGGAAAAAAACUAACUUAAUGGCGUCUUCUGUAAUGUUUAAGUACAUUAAACGGAGCAUUAGAAUAUAACCAACUAAAAAAGUAAACAUUUUGUUCAAAUUUCUUAUUAAAUGUUUUAAAAAAAAUUGCCAUUUGGUGCAUUUUGGUAGUGGAACUGUUUCUUUGCACAUGAGUGUAUUUUUAGACGGUAACAGCAUAUAUUUUAUCCCACAGGAAGCCAUUAUACAGACAUUGUCAAACAGGCACAUAGUCUCUACUAUAACCAAGAAUUCCUAUUCCAGUCGUAACCAAUCUGUGUUACAGUGAGCUAGGUUAGUUUUUUGGACAGAAGCCAGUAUUUACGGCGUUCCAUGUUUUACGACAAACAAACAUAAUUUAACUGUUCCAUCUGUCAGUGCAUUAUUGUAAACAACUCUACAAGCACCAUCUCUUAAAGUGACAUAAAAUAUGCUGUAGAAU
Messenger RNA from Plutella xylostella (diamondback moth), 2428 nucleotides. Its product is annotated as 3-oxoacyl-[acyl-carrier-protein] reductase FabG. The record is from RefSeq and is a predicted model, not a curated record. NCBI's taxonomy places the organism in Eukaryota, Metazoa, Arthropoda, Insecta, Lepidoptera, Plutellidae.